This is a messenger RNA of Moneuplotes crassus, 544 nucleotides long. The record is from the annotation of a GenBank genome assembly. Lineage: Eukaryota; Ciliophora; Spirotrichea; Euplotida; Euplotidae.
UUUUUAUAAAUUUAAUAUUACCACAACAAUGAGUACUCAUUUCUUUAAGAGUUUUAUUAAGAAUACUGGGAGUCAGAAUAUUAGAGAUAAGAUGAUUAGAAAAAUGAUAGUCAGGAAACCAUACCCAAGAAUGUUAAAGGGAAUGCAUCCUAAUGUCAGGAAAUUGAUUAAUAGAACAACUCAAGCUCCUGUUCCUCUAACUUACAAGCUUCAGGAACUACCAACUCCUGAUACUACUUUAGAUGAGCCUCUCGGAGUCUCUCCUGAAGUUCCAUUUGAAGUGAAGAGGACAUUUAAUGGAAAUUUGCCAGUUUACACAAAAUUCACUCAUGAUGGAAAUAGAAAAUUAACAGUGGUCAGACACUUGUAUGGCGAUGUUGACUCCUUUAAGGAAGAAUUAGCUAAAAUUUGCAGUAACCAUGAAAUCUUUGAAAAAGUUGGAAGAGUUGAAGUGAAAGGAUUACACAAAGAAAAGGUAGACUUGUGGCUUAGAAGGCUUGGCUUUUAAUCUUCCAAUAAUGCUCAUCCAAAAGUUCAAUUCUUA